AGCUCGCCAGUGUGGGACAGACAGUGGUGCGGGGCGGACCUUCUAAAGUCGCCCUUCCCUCUACGUAGCCACCCCCCAGGCUCCCCCAGGCCGGUGCCGCUGCGGGGCGUGAAGGCGGCGGGGCGGGGUGAGAGCUUCAUAAUACCCUGGCACGCUUUGUGACUCGCUAGGGGCGCUGUCUGCUCUCCUCGCACCGGAAGACAUCACCUGAGGAGGGGAGGGGGUGAUGCCCGUCCCUUCACCGCUCCUGUGUCUGUCGCUGCUCGUGUCCUCCUGCCUCGCGCUUUCCCACACGGAGGGCGCCCUCGCCCCUGCCCCGCCCCUCCCUAAAGAGCCCCGGGAGGAUCCCGAGGCGGAGGGUGAGGAGUGGGCGGGGGCGGCGGUGGGCGUGGUGGUGGUGAAGGCCACCGUGAUGGCCGCCAUCAUCCUGGUGUCGGUGCUGGGCAACGUGCUGGUCAUCGUGAGCGUGGCGCUGCACCGCCGCCUGCACUCCCCCGCCAACUAUCUGCUAGUGUCCCUCGCCACCGCUGACAUGCUGGUUGCCCUCUGCGCCAUGACCUUCAACGCCUCCGUGGAGCUCACCGGAGGCCGCUGGCUGUUUGGGCGCAUUAUGUGUGAUCUGUGGAACAGCUUCGACGUGUACUUUUCCACGGUGUCCAUCCUGCACCUGUGCUGCAUCAGUGUGGACCGCUACUACGCCAUCGUGCGGCCCCUGGAAUACCCGCUCACCAUCACACGUCGGGUGCUCGGCCUCAUGCUCACCCACUGCUGGCUGGCGCCCGUCCUUAUCUCCUUCCUGCCCAUUCUUCUCGGCUGGUACACCACUGCCGAUCACCUUUUAAGCCGCGACGCUCACCCUCACGUCUGCGCAUUCGUCGUCAACGUGGUGUUCGCCCUGGUGUCCUCGGCGGUGUCGUUCUGGGUGCCGUGUACCGUCAUGGUGGUGAUGUACUUCCGUAUCUUCCAAGAGGCACGCAAGCAGGAGCGCGCCCUACUCAACCGUGCCUGCUCUGCUAACUCCGCCGCCUAUUCUGCCUCCUUCAGACAACAACAGCAGCAACAGCAGCAGCAGCAACAACAACAACAACAACAACAACAGCAACAGCAGGAACAGCAGCAGCAGCAACAGGAUCCUACGACGGAGGUGGUGUCGCGCCAGCAGCUACUGGUGGCGUUGCAGGGGACUCCCUUCACUCCCGCUACGUGUCAUCAGGAGAUCGUGAUGAACUCCCUCACCCCCGAUGCCGCUAAUAAUUGUGGCGACGCCCGGAGCGGCAGCUUCACCAAGGGCAACGGCGCUGGAGGGACCAACCCUAGCAUUACGGGUGGGGGUGUGGGCGGAGGCGGGUGGCGUCUCAAGCGGCAUGGCAGCACGGCCUCCUGGCAUGGCUCGGUGCGGCGCCACCCGCCAUGUGAUCGGCGGCUACACAGCACGCCACUGGUGGGAACGCGCAGCAGCCCAAUGGCGGCAGGUCGGCGGGAGCAUAAGGCGGCGCGCACGCUGGGCCUCAUCAUGGGCGCCUUCGUGCUGUGCUGGCUGCCCUUCUUCACCUGGUACGUCAGCAUCAACGUUUGCGGGCCGUCGUGCCGCUGUCCGCACGCCGUCGUCACUGCGCUCUUCUGGAUCGGCUACUUUAACUCCACCCUCAACCCAUUCAUCUACGCUUAUUUCCGCGCUGACUUCCGCGAGGCCUUCCACCGCACGCUGAAGCGCCUCAGCUGCUGCCGGGCGCGCCAGCCCUCCGGAGUGUUUGUCUGAUGCUGCCCGCAGGCCCCGCCGGCCCCGCACACUCGCCAGGCCGCGGCGCCUCGAACCCCGGUGCUUCCCGAUUAACUGAAGCCCUUGCCGACUCUCAUCGCCACCCGUGGUUGCCGCAGGUCCGCUGCUUGCUGUUCCUUCCUGAGCCACCUGAGCUGUUUGAGCCUGGCUGGGAGUCUGUGGGCACGCGCCUCCUCUCUGCAGCAAACCCCGCUCCCUCCCAUCCUCACGCCCACACUCACUCAUGCCCGCUGCGGCACACAGCCGGAUGGUGUAGGUGCUGUCACCUCACUGACCCGCGCCACCCUCGGGAAGGACCUGCGGCACCUCGUGAAGUGAGGUGCUGCAGCAGCAGUGGGCCACGUACCGCUGUCCCGGGCUGUGGAUCAGUUCCUGUCCACUGCCUCCUGCAAGAAUGCUGUCGAGGCGCGGGACUUGUUGCUGGUGACGAGCUACACAAGGCCGCCUGAUGAAGCACUCUUGUGUUGCCGGACAGUGGCAGCGGCGGCAGGAGUGGCAUGGCCGCUCGCCAAGUCUGCUUGUGCUUGCUUGUUGCUAGUAUUAUUAUCGUUAUCAUUAUUAUUUCUUAUUAAUUUUAUUACUAUUACUAUUUUACCAUAUUUUUUAUCAUUGUUGAUAUAAUUAUUGUCAUCAUCGUUAUUACCUUUAUGAUUAUCUUAUCUUCACAAUUUUUUUCUCAUCUCCAUUACCAUCGUUAUUAUUAUCGUCAUCGGCAUCCGCCAUCAUCAUUAUCAUUAUAUAUAUUUAUCAUUGUCAUCUUUAUUAAUGUUAUUGUUAUGCGAAUGCACACGUUACAACAACAUGACAGCAUUAUCACACUCAGCAGCAGCAGCAGCAGCAGCAGCAGCAGCAGAACGGACACAAUAAAAUACCAAACGUAUUAGAACAUUACACAAACAUGAUAACUGUCAGAACCAAACGCUGGGUUGAACUAUUCCAUCUAACCAUUCCCUCACACACACACACACACACACACACACACACACACACACACACACACACACACACACACACACACAAACACAAAAGAGUACCAAAAAAAAAUAGAAAGAGAUAUCGCUCUCAUCUAUCUAUUUUUCCUCCAUCCGAAUACUAUAGAGGCUCGUAUCUUUUAUGUACAUAUAUUACAGUCUCCCUGAGGCCUCGGGCCCCCCAUACACAUCACGGUGUUUCCUCUCCAUUGGGUGUUGCUCUUUGUACUCUAUGUUUUACACCAAGAUUUUUCUCGUAUACUUUCAUUAAGGAAGAAAAAAAUAUCAUGUGUUAUGUAUGGAGCGAUCAAUUUUGUGUCCAUUUUUUCUUACCUCAAGCCCUCCCUCCCUCCCUCCCUCCCUCCCUCCUUCCUUCCUUCCGUCUUGGUAUAUAUAUUUUUUGUAUCUCUUUCUUUGCUUUCACAUGUGCACCUCCUACUCCUCCUCCUCCUCCUCCUUUUGCAUAAUCUCUCUUUUGCACUCAUCUUAUCCUUUCUUUUCCUUCCUCUUUUUCCUAUGAUGAUAUCUCUCUCUCUCUCUCUCUCUCUCUCUCUCUCUCUCUCUCUCUCUCUCUCUCUCUCUCUCUCUCUCUCUCUCUC
Portunus trituberculatus (swimming crab) is the source of this 3350-nucleotide messenger RNA. Its product is annotated as octopamine receptor beta-1R-like. Gene Ontology annotation, molecular function: octopamine receptor activity. Gene Ontology annotation, cellular component: membrane. Gene Ontology annotation, biological process: adenylate cyclase-activating adrenergic receptor signaling pathway. Lineage: Eukaryota; Metazoa; Arthropoda; Malacostraca; Decapoda; Portunidae. The coding region runs from base 227 to 1759 and encodes 510 amino acids. The transcript is spliced from 2 exons. The record is from RefSeq and is a predicted model, not a curated record.